Messenger RNA from Ophidiomyces ophidiicola, 1869 nucleotides. RefSeq lists its product as uncharacterized. Gene Ontology annotation, molecular function: amino acid transmembrane transporter activity. Gene Ontology annotation, cellular component: membrane. NCBI's taxonomy places the organism in Eukaryota, Fungi, Ascomycota, Eurotiomycetes, Onygenales, Onygenaceae. The record is from RefSeq and is a predicted model, not a curated record. Gene Ontology annotation, biological process: amino acid transmembrane transport. The transcript has 13 exons. The coding region runs from base 1 to 1869 and encodes 622 amino acids.
AUGGCUUCACCUCUCUAUUCAUUGCCUAAUAAAGGCUCAGAGAGUAUAAUUCAAUUAACGACUCUCACUCCUGAUACAGCAGCGGAGUACGAGCGUUCGCGACAUACUCCGGAACCACCAGAUGUCCCACCUGUCGAGACUCGCAGAAAAGAGUCAUUAUGGCGAGACUUGAGCGAAACACAGAUCAAUAUGAUCGCUUUCUCUGGCACAACUGGGAAUGGGUUGUUUCUUGGAAGUGGCGCUGCCCUUGCUGUCGCAGGACCCUUCGGCACGGUGCUGGCUUAUAUACUCAUGGGCACUGUUAUAUCCUCUGUCGUUUCUUGCUUGGGCGAAAUGACCGCUUUGAUGCCUGUCAAUUCCCCAGUCAUGGAGUUUCCCCGCAGGUUUCUUGACCGUGGUGUUGGCUUUGCCAUUGGGUGGAUGUACUGGUUCACUUUUGUUAUUGUUUCUGCCCAAAACCUCGUGACAGCCGCCAGAGCCACCAGCUUCCAAUAUGAUGAUGGCAAAACAUUUCUGGCUUGGAGAGCCGGGGAAAAUAUUGAUGCUCAUAUCUGGUUUGCUAUCUUUUUGCUUAUUGUGGUGAUUAUCAAUUUUUUCCCUGUUAAGUAUUUCGGAAUGCUUGGAUACCUGAUGGGAACUACCAAGAUUAUCUUUAUAAUCCUAUUAAUUUUAAUGUCGGUCGUAUUGGAUACCAUUCCUCCUAGAGCAAGCUCAUACCACAGCAGCCCCGUCGGCACAAAAUAUUGGAACUCUCCGUAUUCAUCAAUCAAAUCUAUUUACCAAGUCAAAGGCAGUAAUGGAAGCAUUCAACGAGAAAUCAGCGGCCCAGCAGGCAGGCUCUUGGGAAUGUGGUCGGCAUGCCUUAACGUUAUGUAUGACUAUGCUGCUAUCGAGAUCUUUGCCGCACCUGCUGCAGAGAGUAAAGCUCUUGCCGAUUCAGAAAGCAUGAAAAUGGCGGCAAGGAAGAUUUACAUUCGAGUUAUUGUGCUCUAUACCCUUGCAUUUAUCACAGGAUCCUUCCUUGUGCCAUCUGACCAUCCUUUUAUCAAUGGCGGUGGCCAAUCACUAGGCUCUCAGUCGAUCUUUUUAAUCGCAGUCGUAGAAGCUGGGAUACCUGCCGCUGCCCAUUUCUAUAACGCCAUGUUUCUUCUAUCGACACUAACCUGCGGAAUUAAUUCGGUGUACGUCGCGUCCAGAGUUCUUCAUACUCUUGCUCUACAGGAACAAACUGGCCCAGCAUUUAUUACUCGUAGGCUACAAAAAUGCAAUGUGGGUGUUCCUAUGAGGACUGUUGUUUUGACGACUAUUAUGAUGUUUUUGGGAUUUAUGGGCCAUAGUGCUGGGAUGAGAGGGGGGCUGACGGAGCUGGCUGCAAUUGCAACAGUCUCCUUUCUAGUUAUUUACGCCGUGAUUUGUGCUACUUAUCUUUGUUUCUAUAAAUCCCUCAAAGAAGCUCUAGCAUUUGGCAACCCUUCCGAGUCCCAAGCAACCCUUUACGACCGCAACAAUCCUCGCUAUCCUUAUAAAUCGCACGGCCAAUGGUUCAGGGCUCUUUGGGGCGUAACGGCUUGUUCAGUACUAUGCCUUUUCAAUGGCAUAGCGUCAUUUUUAAGGACUCCUUUUGAUACUCGUGAAUUUAUCGUUUCCUACAUUGCCCUUCCGGUAUUCGCCAUUCUUAUUAUUGGGUACAAAAUUCGCCACCACGGCUUGCAUUUUUCUCGGUGGGGUUUCGAGAGGUCGAGCGACUUACGCAAUUGUGUACAAACAACAAGCGAGAAACGAAAAGGCGUUUUGGAGUUUCCAGAUCAUGGGUAUACCUUCAACAAUGCAAGGGCGUUCUUUGGAUGGCUUUGGGUAUGGACCAAAUAG